Molecule: messenger RNA, 834 nt
Organism: Trypanosoma theileri
Lineage: Eukaryota; Euglenozoa; Kinetoplastea; Trypanosomatida; Trypanosomatidae
Exons: 1
Coding region: 1-834 (277 amino acids)
Source: RefSeq, a predicted model, not a curated record
AUGCGUCGCUCACGAGUUUCUAACUCUGUUUGGAAGGUUCUACUGGAGGAAUUGAGAAAGAUACCCGCCCUGCUGCACUUUCACACACAGGAAUCUGUAAAUUCAGCAACAAAAGUAUGUCAAACCCUAAAAGGUGAAAAUCCCGAUGAAAGUCCUGAAUUACGAGAAAAGCGACAACAACAUCGUGCCGCCUAUGAAGAAAUAUUACGUCAGCAACAGCAAGAAGCGAAAAAAAAAUCUGAGGAAGCCCUUAAAGAUUUAAGUUUUGUUGAACGAAUGAAAAUGCGAGCCUCAGAGUUAAAAGAGGCAUUAAAGGAAUCUACUUCAACAAAUGCAGGCGUGAUGGCUUUAUUACAACAUUGCACCGCAUCUCAUGCAGCGGAAGUGGCUGUAGAGCAGGGCAUUGAUGUGAAGAAUGUAACAAUGCGAUUGGAAAAGAAAACGGUAAAAAAUGGUACACAGGUUGGACAUGAGAAUGUCGUUGUUGGAUAUAUAGAUGCCCCAAACGCUUCAGAGGAAGAGGUGAUGGCCUUUGCUGAGAAAUUAGAGAAGCGAUGUCCUGUUGCUAACUCUAUGGAAGGAAGGAUUGAGUGGCGCAGUACAACUUCUACUAAAGAAAGGGGCAUUAAUAAAGAAGGUUCGAUGGAUGAUAGAAACGAUACGAUUGGUAAAAGUAUGGAUCAGGAAAGUAAAGAGAGUAUUCCACGUGGAACACCAGGGUAUGGACGUUAUAAUACCUCCUCUACAAGGAGAGAUUAUGGACGGUUGGAUGAUCCUGAUGAACUACAUCUACCCGGUACUCAUAAGCGUAGUGAUGACACAAAGGAUAAAUAA